AUGGCUAGAAUAAGACUAUCAGAAUCACAGCAAGAUAUAAAAGAAUCGAAUGAAGCAAUAUUUCGAUCUGCACCAAUGACAUUGGUACAAUUUUAUGUCACAAUUGAAUUAGCAAGAGAUAUGGUAGGAGUACUUGGAAAUUUAGGUUGUGUACAAUUUAGAGACUUAAAUUCAAAAUUAACACCUUUUCAAAGAACUUUUGUAAAUGAUUUAAAAUCAAUUGAUCUUAUGCUAAAUCAAUUACAUUUUCUUCAUUCAAUAAUGUUAAAACAAAAUACUAUAACUGGUGAUAUAUAUAUUAAUUUAAAAGCUGAUACUAAAUCAUUACCUACAACUUCCGAAAUGGAUCAAUUUAAAUUUAAAUUAAAUGAUUAUUUUGAAAGAAUAAAGCAUUUGGAUGAUUCAUACAAUAAAUUAGAUUAUCAAAAAUUGAAAUACAUUGAAAACAGAAGUGUUAUAAAUAUUGUAAAUAAGUUUCAUAAUUCAAGUCUAGUUGAUAAAAAUGAGGAUAAUAACAAUGGAAAUUUAACUUUUGAUGAUGAUAAUGAUCUUGAUGAUAAUAUUGCACUUUUAAAUGAACAAAGAAAUAAUAGUUUAGAAUUGGGACUAGAGAUUACCAAUCUAGAGGAUUCAAAUUUUAAUACAAUUGCAGGUACAAUUGCUAGAGAUAAAAUUCCAAUUUUAAGAAACAUAUUAUGGAGAACUUUAAGAGGUAAUUUAUAUUUUCAUGACAUUGCUAUAGAUGAACAAUUUCCUGAAAAUGAUAAUUCGAUAGAUUUAAUCUAUAAAAAUGCAUUUAUAAUUUUCAUACAUGGUGAUUUAUUGAGAUCAAGAGUUAGAAAAAUCAUUCAAUCAUUAGAUGGUAUAAUAUUUGAUAAUGCCUGCGGUAAUGUACAAGCAAGAGAGGCAACAUUAGAUGAAGUAAACAAAAAAGUUGAAGAUUUAACAAAUGUUGUAAAUAGUACUAAAGAUCAAUUAGUAACAGAACUAAAAGUUUUCCAGGAAUUAUACCCUGAUUAUGCUUUUAUUGUACAGAGAGAAAAAUUGAUAUUUGAAACAUUAAAUAAGUUUGAUGAGGAUAGUACAAGAAGAUGUUUAGUUGGUGAAGGAUGGAUUCCAUCAAUUGAUUUUGAAAAAAUUAGGGGAGCAUUGAGGAAUUUGAUUAAAGAGAAGACAAGAAGAAAUAGAUCAAGAAAUUCAGCAGAAUCAAUAAAUAUUUCAGAUACUUUUGAAUCGGAGACUAAUAUGUUUAUAAUUGAUGAUGAAGAUGGGAACGAGGUAUCAGGAUUUGAAAUUGACGAAAAUAAUGAAGAACUUGGUUCAUUAAUUGCUGUUGUUAAUGAACUUUCAACAAACAGAACUCCUCCAACAUAUCAUAAAACGAAUAAAUUCACAGCAGCUUUCCAACUGAUUAUUGACGCGUAUGGUAUAGCAAGUUAUCAAGAGGUAAAUCCAGGGCUUGCCACUAUCAUAACCUUCCCUUUCAUGUUUGCAAUUAUGUUUGGUGAUUUAGGUCAUGGGUUCAUUGUACUAUUAGGUGCGUUAUAUUUAAUCAAAAACGAAGUUUCAUUUGGAGCUAUGAGAAAUAAAGAUGAAAUUUUUGAAAUGGCUUUUAAUGGUAGAUACAUUAUACUAUUGAUGGGACUUUUCUCGAUGUACACAGGUUUGAUUUACAAUGAUAUUUUUUCAAAAUCGAUGGCAAUCUUUAGCUCAGGUUGGGAAUAUAAAUUUCCUGAUAAUUAUGAUCCAAAACUAGGUGGAACUUUAACUGCAACUAAGAUACCUGGUAAAACUUAUCCAUUUGGACUAGAUUGGGUUUGGCAUGGAACCGAAAAUAAUCUUUUAUUUACAAAUUCAUACAAGAUGAAACUAUCAGUUUUGAUGGGUUAUAUUCAUAUGAACUACUCAUUGAUGUUUAGUUUGGUAAAUUAUUUAUUUUUCCAUAGAAAAGUUGAUAUUAUUGGCAAUUUUAUUCCUGGGUUUCUUUUCAUGCAAAGUAUAUUUGGAUAUUUGGCUUUAACUAUAGUAUAUAAAUGGUCAGUUGAUUGGUUUGGAAUAAACAAACAACCUCCUGGUUUAUUGAAUAUGUUGAUAAACAUGUUUUUGUCACCAGGAUCAAUUGAAGAACCUUUAUAUCCAGGUCAAAAAUUUGUACAAAUCGUAUUGGUUCUAAUUGCAUUAAUUUGUGUUCCAUGGUUAUUGAUUUAUAAACCACUAACUUUAAAAAGACAGAAUGAUAAAGCUAUCAAAUUAGGCUAUUCGGAUAUACAUUCUCAAAGACAUCACUCAAUAAUUUUACACGAGGAGGAAGAAGCAUUAAAUUUGGAGAAUGAGUUAAAUAAUGAUCCAAUCGAUGACUCCUUUAAUGAAAUUGAAGAUGAAGAUUUUAGAUUUCCAAAUGAUAUCGAACCAAUGUUUCAUUCAGCUGGAGCUCAUGGAGAUGAUCAUGGAGAAUUUAAUUUUGGUGAUAUUGUAAUUCAUCAAGUAAUUCAUACUAUCGAAUUUUGUUUGAAUUGUGUUAGUCAUACAGCAUCAUACUUAAGAUUAUGGGCAUUAUCUUUGGCUCAUGCUCAAUUAUCCACAGUUUUAUGGUCAAUGACAAUACAAAAUGCAUUUGGUAAAACUGGAGCAGUUGGUAUUUUAAGCACUGUUGCUUUGUUUGCAAUGUGGUUUCUGUUAACUGUCUGUAUUUUAGUUUUGAUGGAAGGUACAUCAGCUAUGUUACAUUCUUUGAGAUUGCAUUGGGUCGAAGCAAUGUCUAAAUUUUUUGAAGGUGAAGGAUAUGCUUAUGAGCCAUUCAAUUUUAAAACUAUAGAUAUAUAG
This is a messenger RNA of Lodderomyces jiufengensis, 2823 nucleotides long. RefSeq names its product Stv1p (gene STV1). Gene Ontology annotation, molecular function: ATPase binding; proton-transporting ATPase activity, rotational mechanism. The coding region runs from base 1 to 2823 and encodes 940 amino acids. The transcript has a single exon. Lineage: Eukaryota; Fungi; Ascomycota; Pichiomycetes; Serinales; Debaryomycetaceae. The record is from RefSeq and is a predicted model, not a curated record. Gene Ontology annotation, biological process: vacuolar acidification; proton transmembrane transport. Gene Ontology annotation, cellular component: fungal-type vacuole membrane; vacuolar proton-transporting V-type ATPase, V0 domain; vacuolar proton-transporting V-type ATPase complex.